Messenger RNA from Salvelinus namaycush (lake trout), 1543 nucleotides. RefSeq names its product charged multivesicular body protein 6-like. The record is from RefSeq and is a predicted model, not a curated record. Bases 171 to 839 code for a protein of 222 amino acids. Lineage: Eukaryota; Metazoa; Chordata; Actinopteri; Salmoniformes; Salmonidae. Gene Ontology annotation, cellular component: multivesicular body; ESCRT III complex. The transcript is spliced from 8 exons. Gene Ontology annotation, biological process: vesicle budding from membrane; late endosome to vacuole transport via multivesicular body sorting pathway.
CCGUCCCGGAUGCCGUACUAAACCCGGACAGGAUGUGGCUUUGAAGUACGUUACCAAAAUGUGUUAGCUAAGAACAACGACUUGUAAGCAUCAUGACAAAAACAUGUUUCCCCAAGAAAAAAUAGCAUUUGUAUCAAAGUAGAGGAUCGUGGCGGGGAUGUGGCUACGUUAUGGGAAACGUUUUCGGGAGAAAGAGUCGCCCUUCUCGAGUUACAGAACAAGACCGAGCGAUUCUGCAACUGAAACAGCAGAGAGAUAAACUGAAGCACUACCAGAAGAGAGUCACCCUGCAGCUGGAGAAGGAGAGGAGUCUGGCCAAGCAGCUGCUGAAGGAUGGAAAGAAAGAGAAGGCACUGGUUCUUCUCAAGAAGAAGCGUUAUCAGGAUCAACUGCUAGACAAGACUGAGAAGCAGAUAUCAAACCUGGAACGCAUGGUUCAAGACAUUGAGUUUGUCCAGAUCGAGAUGAAAGUCAUUGAGGGGCUGAAGGUUGGAAAUGACUGUCUGAAGAGUAUGCAUGAGGCCAUGUCACUAGAGGACGUGGAGAGGAUCAUGGAUGAGACCCAGGAUGCUAUAGAAUACCAGAGGCAAAUAGAUGAGAUGCUGUCAGGCUCCCUGACUCAGGAGGAUGAGGAUGCUGUGUUAUCUGAGCUGGAGGCUAUCACUCAGGGUGAAGAUGUAGAACUUCCAGAGGUCCCCACUGAGCCUCUACCAGAGGUCCCAGAACCAGCUGAGACAGAGCCAGUAUACCACAGCUCUCUGCCUGGCUGGCUGGAGCCCAAGUCAGAUGUGGACUGGAUUCCACCCACAAGGCUUCGGCCCACACCGCUGCUGCCCUGAAGCCAGAACUACAGACCUCCUACUGCUGGUGACUAGCUGAUCAGGAACAGGAAGUCUGGUUCCCUGAAGCCAGAACUACAGACCUCCUACUGCUGGUGACUAGCUGAUCAGGAACAGGAAGUCUGGUUCACACACCUGUGAAAGGUAGUCUUCUAAUGUUGUGGACAUCUUCCUUCAUAAACUAUGCUGGCUCCUUGUAGAAUGGAUCAUCUCUCCAUGUGAAAACCUAGUAGCCAUAAGGGUGGGCGUGUUCCACACAGCAGUGUCCUCCACUGAAUACGUCACAUUAUGAGACAUCUAGGACACUUCAUGAAAACGUUCCCUGGUGUUAUUUUCCAGCAGCAACUGACCAUUUCAAUUAUACUUCCCCUGUGAGGAAAAGGGCUUGUGUCCUUCACCAGGCCCUUGUUCAGUUUCAUACAGUCUGAAUUGGUGUUACAUGACUUGUAGGAUUGGUAUGUGAGGCUAUUGAUUUUGUUUGGUAACAAAUAUUUCCAUGAUGAUGGUGAUUUAAAAAAAAAAGUAAUCAUCAUUCUUUGUUUUAAAUAUUUUUGUGAUGUUUCAUUUCACUAUAUCACCUGACGUGUAGAUGCAGUCAUACAGUCCCUGUAGAACGUCUACAGCCCCUUGGAUUUAUUCACAUUUCAAUGUGUUAAAGUGGGAUUAAAAAUUAUACUUUUUUGUUUUAUUUCAGCAAGCUACAC